Messenger RNA from Schistosoma curassoni, 498 nucleotides. The record is from the annotation of a GenBank genome assembly. Lineage: Eukaryota; Metazoa; Platyhelminthes; Trematoda; Strigeidida; Schistosomatidae.
AUGCACAAUUUUUCCGAAAUUUCUCCAUUUCUACUCAAAAUUCGAUCAUGUGUUUUUUUACCUCAAUGUGGUGGACGUUAUUUCCCUUCAGGAACACUUUAUCGUCCACAUCAUGAACGUUUUGAUGAGAAUUGUGAACGUAAACCACUGCCUCAUCCGGAAACUCCAAGGUUUCAAGAAAUUCCUGUAACAGAUCCUAGAAGUAAGGCGAAAAUUGCCGGUAAAAGACCGAUUCAUGUAAUUUGUGAACCUAACCAAGUUUAUUGGUGGUGUUCUUGUGGUCAUAGUAAACGUCAACCAUUCUGUGAUGGACAUCAUAUUCGGAUUUUAGGCUCAAAUCCAACCUUUAAAAUCAAUAAGCGAGAAUUCAAACCCAUUCGUUUAGUUUAUGAACAACCAUCUGAAGUAUGGUUUUGUACAUGUAAACAGACAUCAGAACCACCCUAUUGUGAUGGAAGCCAUAAUUGUGAAGAAGUACAGUCUAAAACUAAACACUAA